AUUCAUAAACUUCCUGAAUUUGAGGAGGUCUUUCAUUUCCCGCAUUUUGAUUUAUCACCAGCUGUUCUCAACGAUGUUAUAACAAGACAAAAUAUGAGGGCUUCUGGACAGACUGCACGUUCUAGUGUUGGUGACAUCAUGAUUUACAAAGCCUUUCGAUAUAUACCUGGCACCGACAUAUCAGAUCCUUUCUUAAAGUCACAAUCCCAAGGCGAGUUUACCAAUCGUCUAGCUAUACGAUUUUCGCGUGUUCCUCAGGAGUACAUAUUGCGUGAAACUAUAUACAGUGAUAUCCACGAUAAACCCGUAUCUAGAAGGUCAACUCUUCAAGAAUCGAAUAUUGACGAAGUUGAUCAAACAAGUCACGAUAUAGAAAAGCGGAGACCUAUCCUUAAACAAAUAAAUCGACGACUGAUACCCUUCACAAAUAUUUCGGGUUACUCUGGUGUUUUUGUAACAGGUGCGAAACCUGUUUGGUUGAUUUGUGCGCAUAACAAUUAUCUGAGGUUACAUCCGAUGAACGCGGAGGGUGAAAUACGAAGUUUUACACAAUUUCAUAAUGUACAUUGUAGGCACGGCUUUUUGUAUACUAAUACCCAGGACGUUUGUCGAUUGUCAGAGCUACCGACUGAUUUUCAAUAUGAUAUGGAAUGGACUGUGAAAAAAAUUCAAUUAAAUCGAUCCGUUUAUGGGAUCGAGUAUCAUCCGGAAAUGCAGGUUUACGCAUUGUUAACGUCGGUACCAGUUGAAUUUCUACUGAGAGAUGAAAAUGGUGAACCUUUAGAACUUGAACGAGAUAGUUCUCAGUUUUUACCUGAAACCCAAAGAUUUACUCUUGAAUUGAUAUCUCCUGUCACUUGGGAAACUGUAGACAGGCACGACUUCCAUGAUGAUGAACAAGGCCUAUGUAUAAAAUGCGUGAGUCUUCAAACAAAAUCUACUACUAGUGGUCGAAAAUCAUUUAUUGCCAUCGGUACCGGAAUUUUCCGCGGAGAAGACAUUGGCAUGCGAGGAAAUGUUUACGUAUUUGAAAUAAUUGAGGUCGUGCCAGAACCUGAUAAUCCACAAACAAAUCACAAAUUUAAAUUACUAUGUCAUGAAGAAGUGAAAGGUUCUGUUACUGCAAUUUGUGAUGUCAAUGGAUACUUGUUAACGUGUGUCGGACCAAAGAUUUUUAUUCGUGCAUUUGAAGACAAUGAUCGUCUUAUUAGCGUUGCGUUCAUAGAUAUACAAAUUUAUGCUAGUAGUGUAGUAUCGAUUAAAGAUUAUAUACUUUUAGGAGACGUCUACAAGGGUGAGGAACCGGCGAAACUAGUAUUGGUUGGUAAAGACUAUCAUUCUAUGGAAGUUGGUUGCACUGAUUUCAUAAUCGAUGAGCCUGUAUUAUAUUUCGCUGUGGCAGAUAUGGAUAAGAAUAUACAUUUGUUUCAGUAUGCACCUUAUAAUGUACAAUCAUUUGCUGGUCAGAAACUCAUUC
Molecule: messenger RNA, 1477 nt
Organism: Racocetra persica
Lineage: Eukaryota; Fungi; Glomeromycota; Glomeromycetes; Diversisporales; Gigasporaceae
Source: the annotation of a GenBank genome assembly